CCCUCCGCGCCGGACGCCGCGGCGGAAAUAGCUCCGCCGGAUCCGGCAACAACGUCGCAGCCCGGCGCCGAGAUCGCCGCCCCUCCCGCUCUAGCUCCGAAGCGGCAGCGCCGACCGAGCGUCCGAUUGGGCGAGAUCGGUGACCAACGCGCCGCCACACACGGUCACGACUCGCACACGCGCCGCCCGAGCAUGCCGCCGUGGAGCUGGCGGACUCCGAAAGAGUCUUCCAGAACCUCGAAGGCGCGGUCCGUGGCGAACCUCAACGGCGGCGAAGAGUUCGGGAACAAUAACCGAAGAGGAAAAGCAAAGCGAGGAGGACCAACGACGAAGCGGUUGAGGUCGAAUUGGAUUCCGAGAGCAACGAUCGACGAAAACGGCGACGAAGAAGGUUUUAGGGAUUUCGAACACGAACACGAGCACGAACAUGGACACGAUCAGAGUCCGGUACACUCGGUGGAAGAGAACGGUGUUGAUUAUUGGCACGUGGAUCGGAACGAGGAUCCUAGGGUUAGGGUUUCGGACAACGAAGGCGUUGAAUCGGAAUCGCAGGAACGGAGGAAGAGCGAGGGAGUGAGGUCUUGGCUUUUCGAGUUAGGAUUGAGUAGGUAUGCACCUAUGUUUGAGAUCCACGAGGUCGAUGAUGAGUUACUUCCGAUGUUGACUUUGGAGGAUCUCAAGGAUAUGGGAAUCAACGCCGUUGGUUCCAGAAGGAAAAUGUACACUGCGAUCCAGAAGCUUCGAAAAUGCAUGCCGUGACCGUGAUGUAAUGGAAUGAAGAUGAAUGACUGAAUGUAUGUAUAAUAUGUAUGUGUAGUUCUUUUGAGUUUCUUUUGUUUUGGCUUUGAAUUGUGGAUACAAGUGCAUGUAUGUAUGUAUGUAUAAGAGUUUUUGUUUAUCUAUGGUGAAUGAACAAUAGGGGGUUAGUGACUGUUAUCUGGUUGAAACUUCUUGAUGACAUGGUUUCUUUCCCAUUUUUCCGUGUGAUUUUGUUGCCUGAUUGAAGAAUAAUGAACUUCAUGCAAUCUCACUUAAUUAA
This is a messenger RNA of Cajanus cajan (pigeon pea), 1039 nucleotides long. RefSeq lists its product as uncharacterized. The record is from RefSeq and is a predicted model, not a curated record. Gene Ontology annotation, molecular function: protein binding. NCBI's taxonomy places the organism in Eukaryota, Viridiplantae, Streptophyta, Magnoliopsida, Fabales, Fabaceae.